UCAACAAAUUCAAAACCUAUGCAAUUAUACCCUUUAAAAAACUGAAUAUAUUUACACGGACAAAUCAUUACAGAUUAGGAAGAAAGAUAGUUGUAUGUAAUUGGACCGCGUCAACCAAAAACAAAAUAAAUUUAGAUCAGGAAGUAAUUUUGCUAUUUAGAUGUACCUGUAUAUAUUAUAAAGAAUUAUAUUUUUCAAUCAUUGAUCAUUCGCGAUUUUGAAUCUCUUGAUGUAAGAUAAUAUUUGCUAAAUUUGCCAACUUACAUAAGACUAUACAGAUUGGUAUUGCAGCAACUUUUUAUGAAAAGAGAAUUGUUCCUCAAAAACACGAUUGCUGCACUUUUGGACCGAUCCAGCUAUCUUCUCGAUAUGAAACGGGGAAAUACUGUAUUUACCGUAAACCAAUUGCGACGAAGAGAAAUUUUGAGUAAAUCGAUGUAUUUUGUGUUUUGGAUACUGAUUAUUCUAGAUCAAGGGGACGGUACUACAUUGUGUACACAGGCUUCUAAAUCUUAUUCCUUACCAGUUUCCUCCCUGUGCUACCAGACCUCAGCCUCAGCCAAUCGAGUUGUGCUGGACGGAUAUCUCACUUACCAAUCAUUCACCACGGUCUGUAGUUGUACGCUGACCUCAUCAAAAAGUACAACUGUCGGAUUUAAGGCACUGAAUAACUUACACCCUAUUUACGCCGGCUGUGGGAGUAACAUACUAAUACACACAGGACGGACUUCCUUCAGCAUCGGCUGUUUUAUUACCGGGAGUGCCACAGUCUCCCCAACUCAGGCAGUUACGCUUAAUUUUGAAAAACCUCUCGAUGGCUAUAACUCCAAUUACUGCAUGCUUAUAGAUUCAGAUGUCAAUGAUGUCGUUCUCACUCUCAAAUGUGACGGAGACCUUAACUUUCCUUCGUCAACUUUAAUUCCUUUAUCAACAUUAGGCACAAGAUCAACUACGACGACACUAACUUCUGAAACACCG
This is a messenger RNA of Magallana angulata, 978 nucleotides long. RefSeq lists its product as uncharacterized. The annotation marks the transcript as partial. The record is from RefSeq and is a predicted model, not a curated record. The transcript is spliced from 5 exons. Lineage: Eukaryota; Metazoa; Mollusca; Bivalvia; Ostreida; Ostreidae.